UUUUUUUUUCUUUCUUCCGUCGUAUGAUUUUGAGUUGAGAGGAAGCGGCUCAGUGAGACACGGUAUAUCAGCAGAAGAUGUGGUCGGACAAACCUCGUCUGCUUAAAGUCAGAGACGGUCGCGGAAGGAGCCAAUUGUAAAGGAAGAACAUGUAUCUAUGGCGCCUUUCCAUCGCCAUAACCCUCGGCUUGGUUUGGUAUUUGUCAGACUGCGGACGCACAGUCACUCAGUACUUUUUGUGUUUCCUCUUCUGCCUCUCCACUCCGCUGUUGUUCGGGAACAGCGGGCGAGAAAGCGGCACUCAAACUGAUGAAGAGACGAAGGAAAACCCCCUCCAGGAAACCACUGACAAGCAGCUGUUUGUCGACUCGAUUGAUGGAGAAGCUCCCGGGCACGCCGAACCUCUGGAAUCUCAGUAUCCACACGUGAAGCGUUCCCUACACCAAGUGUUUGAAUGCGCCUACGCUCAGCUGGUCCUGCCUUGGUACGCCGUCCCUGAGCCAUGUGAGCAGCAGCCUCUGCACCAGGUGCUCAGCAGGGAAUUCGACUUUGUAAUCGACCGCAUCAUUGAGAGAGCCAAAGACUUUGAUGUCUGCCAGGCUGUCGUGGGCUCCAUUCGGAUUCUGACCCAGCACUUGCAUAAUGCGAAGCAGUCUGACAGAGAGCUCUUGUUCAGCUCCAGAGCAGAAGAGAUCGCACUUCUCCGCGGGUUUUCUGACGCUCUGGUACGUAACCUUUUUCCCGACUCUCUCCGGGGCCAAGAAGUCAACCGCUGUGCCUUAAAUGAGAUCAUUGCCUUAAAGGGGCUGGGACUGCUGGUUGCAUGGCUGUCUGACCCCGACAACCUGAACCAGCUGGUGGUGAGCCAGCUCGACAGCGUGACCCCCAAAAGCUCUGCAGAGGAGCUGUGUGGAUCAGACCCAGAUCAAGCCUCUCUGGCUUCACAGGAGGGCGAAGGCGACGGGGAAGGCAGUGAAGUGAGCUUGCAGGGAGCAGGAGUUUCAACCGGCACCAGGAUCAAGGGCAAAAGAAAAGGCAACAAGUUAAAGGAAGGAUGGUCCAAGUUUGUGGACAAAAUGAAGUCCAAGAAAGCCAAGAAAAAGAAGAUGAAAAGGAUAGAGCAGGAGCUAAUGAUGAGGAUCAUGUCCAUCCAAACGGACACGUCCAACGAGGACGACACCAGCAGCAGGGAGGGCUCCGUUCACAGCCAGGAGGACUCUGACAGGGAGGACAGUGAUCUGGAGAACUACCUGGCCAGCGUCCAGGAGGAUAUGAUGGAAUUCAAGCUCUCCUAUGAGAUGUGGCGCGUCGGCCGCUGGGCUGUCAGCAUCCCUCAUGCUGACUGGGAGGAUGAGGAGCUGAUCUUCACCGUUCACCUGGAGGAAAAGGACAGUCCCGAGAACCUACAGUGGGACAUCAAGAAGACCCACAUGGAUGUUGUGUAUUUCCGCAACAGAUGGCAGGACUCCACCAGUCUGCCUGUGAUCGCGUUGCUGGAUGAGUCAGAGGUCAACGAUGAGGUCAGAGAGGAAGCCAGAGUAUCCGUGGAGCAUUUCCUGCAGGAAUUGGUUUCUGAUAAUCUGAUCGGUCACACUCAGCCAGUUUUUCAGUUCCUCUGCCCGCUUGACAAACUGCUGAAUGAAGAGGAACAUCAUGGAGGCGUGUGGAGCCUUCUCAGCGGCUUGGCUUACUUCCUCACUCCCGGCCAAGAGGAAGAAGAGAGCUCCAGUCCUCAGACAGAAGCCCCAAAACAAAACAUUAUGCCAUCUCUACAUGCAAAAACAGCUCAGUCUUUUGAAAGCCAUACAGCCCCUUCUCAGAAUGACAGCCAUGUUCCCGGUGUCCCAACUAUUGUUAUCUCCCCGUGUGACGCCCCGUCAGAACUGCCCGAGGAGGCAGAAAUGGAAACAGAUUCACAGCUGGCUGUUAGUUCCUCGAACGAAGACUGUUCCCAAGACAAGACAGAGGACUCCGAUAAUCCCGUAACCUCUCACUUUAAAAUGAUCAUCAGAGGACUGACCCGGUCCAGGUCACAAGAGUCUCUGGUCUCAACAAAAGUGGGCACUGAUGAAGACCCGCCUGAGUCGGACUGCAACCAGAACGGAGGCUGUCAGCAGGACAGCGUAGACGGCCUGUCGUGGCGUCAUUUCAGUUCAAAGCCAAAUAAAAAGGAGAAAAUGUGUUUCAAGAUGUCUGGAGUGAACAAGGCUAAAAGAAAGGAGGGCACGCUGCCGAGAGGGGAGGACUCCCAGUGUCAGAGGAGCCAAGUCAACUGGGAGCAGAUGGAGGCCACCAAAGCCAUAUUUGAUCUGCUGAAAGAAAUAUCUGGAAACUCCAUCCUCAUAAACAUAUUUGAUGCCAUUUUGAAACCUGUGAUGCCCAUCUUGAAAAAGAAAGUGAACUCUUUCCUCAACAAGAUGAACCCAUCAGAAGUGCAGAUGGCUGCGUACAUCGACACUCUACGUAACAAACAGUGGCCAGACAUUUCAGCUCCUCCUCGUCCUCCUCAUCCAGCUCGCAGUGAAGAGGAAAAAGAGGAGACCAGGGACCGAGCGCAUAACCUCAUCAAUGCCAGAUACUCACAUUACCUCGUCCUGAAGAAGACGGACAUGGAGACUGUUUUUAAUCUUUUCCAGAACAGUGAGGAAAACAAAACGCUAGUCUACAUGCUCCUGUCAUUCCUUUUGAGAGAGUUUCUUCCCAACGAGCAUUCAUUGAAUGAGAGUGCUGCUGCUCUACAGAGACUGACCAACUCCGCCAACUGAUCUGUGAAUUCCUGACUCUGUUUUUAAUGGUACUAUUGUGAUGUUUUUAGAAUAUCUAAUUAUUUAUUAACCGUCUUAAAAUGCCUUUAAACAUGUGUGACCACUUCUGUAUCAAUGCCAAACACCAUUUUCUGUUGUUUUUACAUGAAGCAUAUCAAAUAUACUGUGAAUAUUUCCAUUGGUUUUUAUUUUUGUAUCUUUAAACUGCUUUUGUACAUUCACAUAUCAAUGUGAUGAAUUAUGACCUACUUGUGUGAAAUUCAGAAACAUUCUCUGUGGGAGCCAACUUUGAAUAUUGUACCUCAAGAGGAGAAAGUUAACUGUAUUUCGUAUUUACAGUUUAAAUUUCAGCCUUCAUGUUUUUAGUACAAAAGAGUUAGAAUUUUUCACUCCUGUCACUUUGAGCACUUUUGUGUGGUGAGUGUUUGUAUGCUGGUAAUUUGGCCUACUGUUUAAAAAAAGACAGAAUAUUUCACAAUUCUUGAUCACGUAAAUCUGUCAAAACAUGGGCAGUACAAAUGUCAUGGGAAACUUGAAAUAAUGUUAAUUUAAAUAAUUUGAAUUUGUUCCAAAUAAAAUAUUUUAAUAAACGAUUUUUUUUCUGUGAUAUUUAUGGUUUCAUGUAUACAAGUUAAAUUUAGACAGAAAGAUGGUUUGCAGUAAAUGUGAGAUAUGAACUGGUUGCUCAUGCCAGCAGCAUAUUUGCUUUGAAGCAAUAACCGAGCAGAAGAUGAUUCAGAUGGGUUGAACAACCUAAUCCUCCAUGGGAAAUCCUGUUAGUGAUGUGUGAGAUGUAUGAAAAUGAUUACUGUAAUAAAAGUACUGGAUAAAAA
Stegastes partitus (bicolor damselfish) is the source of this 3598-nucleotide messenger RNA. RefSeq lists its product as uncharacterized. The transcript has 16 exons. NCBI's taxonomy places the organism in Eukaryota, Metazoa, Chordata, Actinopteri, Pomacentridae. Gene Ontology annotation, molecular function: phosphatidylinositol binding. Gene Ontology annotation, cellular component: endosome. The record is from RefSeq and is a predicted model, not a curated record. The coding region runs from base 150 to 2765 and encodes 871 amino acids.